Molecule: messenger RNA, 1940 nt
Organism: Dermacentor andersoni
Lineage: Eukaryota; Metazoa; Arthropoda; Arachnida; Ixodida; Ixodidae
Product: protein O-mannose kinase-like
Biological process (GO): protein O-linked glycosylation; carbohydrate phosphorylation
Cellular component (GO): endoplasmic reticulum membrane
Molecular function (GO): phosphotransferase activity, alcohol group as acceptor; carbohydrate kinase activity
Source: RefSeq, a predicted model, not a curated record
UGUGCUGAUGGAAUUUUAAUUUUGGUAAAUGACUGCAGGGUUGCAGCAGCAGCCAAGGCCACAACAAGGCAACAAUCUAUUCAACUGCAGGCGCGAGUUGCGAAGGUAUACAUUGCGAAAUGGAAACACCACACUGUGGUCCUGUCAAAUUUGACUGAAGCUCGGCUUGAGCCAGACUUUCAGCACAAUUUACAGAUGUACCAACUUUUAGGCAAUGUUGAUUACACACCUCAAUAUAUUGGAUCCUGUAACAACACACUUGUCACAGAGUACUUUACUCUUGGUUCUGCUGCAGAGUUGCACAGCCUUUUCGACACGAAACUUGUUAGGUACAACGUCCUGUCACGACGCUUUUCCCUGUGCCUCAGCUAUGUUACCAUCCUGAAGUAUCUCCAUACCCACAGUCGUGUUAUGUGCGACUCAAACACAUUGUUGAAGGCACUGUCACAAUACUUGAUUUACCCUGACUUGACUUUGCGACUCAAUGACAUGGACGCUCUGCCGUAUGCCACUCAUACUGAUAAGGCUGCCUGUGGUUCACCACCACUGCAAGGAGAACUGCUGGCACCAGAACAGCGAGGAGCUCUGCUGCACGAAUCACUGUGCACAACAGCAUGUGAUAUUUGGAAGAUUCCAGAUGUCUGUCUCUGGUUUCUGGGGAAAACACGAGAAGCUGAAAGUUUUAAGUUUCAUCUGUUCUCAAUUCAUCGUCGAUGCAAGUUGCAUAAGCCAGAACAGCGACCCAGUGCAGAGCAAGUUCUAAAAGACUAUCAGAGAGUUUGGCAAGAGUGGAUGCGAGGUCUUUAAAUUGGACUGUAAUAUUCAAUAGUCUUAGCACAACAGCACUUGUGAACGCGCAUGCUUUUGUGGACUUGCCUGCUUUUGGAGACGUCCACUGUUCACAUGGUGUAUGCUGAACUGAAUACGGGGGGAGGGGGGGUAUUCUGUAAGUGUCCACCUAGUGGACCUGGCCAUUUCAUCUGCUGCUGAAGUUCUGGUUGGCUGGGCUGGGUUAUGCGUUUGGAGUAGACAGGUGCCCCCCAGCCAAUAAGCACUUCACCAGUAGAUGGAAUGGGCAUGUCCACUAGGUGGACAAUUACAGAAUACCCCCCAGGACUACAUUUGUCAAGGACACAUGGUAUACAGCUGUUACAGCAGCUGUGGAUUGAAAAGUUCCUGUUUGCCAAUCUUGUGGUUAUGCACGAGUUGUGGCUGUAGCAUGAGUGUAACAUAAGCGUCAAGUAAAUGGACAAUUUAUUAGACUGUUCUUUGCUUGCACAGAGACAUGCAUUUGUUUUAAUUUGAAUUUCUACAUAGAGGAGUACUGGUGUAACAUUUUAAACUUCUUUUGCAUUAAAUGAAGGUUUAGGUCUUCCUAACUUUAUAAAAAAUACUAGCAAGCACCAAAGCGCUCUAAACAAUUUGCUAUAAUACUUUCUAUGAACCAGUUCUAAUUUCAGCAGUCACGAGGCAGGCGUGUCAUGAAGUCGCAAAUCUGUCCUUAUUACGCACAGUUAGCACAUUCUGCUCUGUGUCAUGAUGUCACGAUGAUGCUAGGUCCAGCACCUCAAGGCAACUUUAGUAUUAAACAAACCUUUGCAAUUGCCAAGUGUGAUUCCUUUAUGUGCGAGAAGUGUGUGGCAGAGUUUCUACAAGUUCUAAAAUAUGUGUCGGUGCUCCUCUUGGCUUCCGCUUUGCUAUGAAAUGGCUAAACACCCUUCUGCAUGGCUGCAGCUGCAUGUGAGAAGUACCUUGACUGUGGAAACAGUCAGUUUAAAACUUUCCAGAGCCUGCCACCUAUGUUGGAAAAUAUGCUAACAUGGUGUGGUAGCCUUACUGCAUACGUAAACUUCACCUAAUGGCUACUGUGUGUAAACAUCUGCUCUGGCAUACUUACUGGGAUUGCUAAAUAAAGCUGAAGCGUGAUUUCUGUGAACUAC